AUGGGUGUUGCGGUACGAUAUGUGGAUAAGAAUGGAUGUCUCAAUGAACGUCUUCUUAGUAUUGUGCAUGUCAGUGAUACGGUUGCAACCACACUUGAGAAGGCACUUGAUUCUUUGUUAUCGACUCAUGGUUUAAGUGUAUCAAGUUUGAGAGGUCAAGGAUAUGAUGGUGCAAGCAACAUAAGAGGAGAAUUCAAUGGGUUGAAAAGUUUGAUUCUCAAGAGAAAUCUUAGUGCUUAUUAUGUGCAUUGUUUUGCACAUCAGCUUCAACUCACAAUUGUUGUUGUUGCUAAAAAACAUACAAGUAUUGGAGAUGUGCUACGAGAGAGUCAAAGAGCGAAGGUUGUUGAAGGGAUUGCAAGUGAUGAAAUUAAUACCGGAAGAGGAUUAAAUCAAGAGAAGUCAUUGACACGACCCGGAGAUACUCGUUGGAGUUCGCAUUAUGGUACUCUCAUCAACUUGAUGCAUUUAUUUUCUUCUAUUAAUGAUGUUCUUGAGUAUGUUGGGGAGAAUGGUUAUGAGGAUGCACAUAGGGCUGAAGCUUUGGAUGUGCAAGAAAUUCUAAAUCAUUUUGAGUUUAUCUUUGUGUUGCAUCUUAUGAGGAAACUCUUGGGAAUUACACAUGAUCUCUCUCAAGUUCUACAAAAGAAGGAUCAAGACAUUGUUAAUGCUAUGAAUCUUGUCAAAGUAGCAAAAACACGUUUACAAGUAAUGAGGGAAAAAGGUUGGGAGGUUUUGCUUACUGAAGUUACAAAGUUUUGUAGAACAAAUGUGAUUGAUGUGCUUGAUAUGGAAGAUGAGUGUGUAGUUAGAGAAAGAGGAAGGCGUAAAAUUGAGAAAAUAAAAAAUCUCCACCAUUAUCGAGUUGAGUUGUUUUGUUCAGUCAUUUAUAUACAAGCUCAAGAGUUGAAUCACCGGUUUAAUGAAGUCAACACAAAUUUACUUCUGUGUAUGACAUGUUUUGAUCCUAGAGACUCAUUUUCUGCAUUUGAUUCAGAGAAGCUGCUUCGCCCUGCCAAGUAUUAUUUAUCUGAAUUUUCUGAAGUUACUUUGUAUGAGCUUGAAAGUCAGCUUGAUAACUUUAUUUUUGAUGUGCGCACAGAUGAAAGGUUUUCAAAAGUAUCGGGAAUUGCAGGUCUUGCUCGGAAUAUGGUUUCUACAAGGAAACAUGAGAAUUUUCCGUUGGUUUAUUUGUUAAUUAAACUGUCAUUGCUCUUACCCGUUGCCACUGCUUCAGUAGAAAGAGCUUUUUCAGCAAUGAAGCUCGUUAAGACUUCUCUACAGAAUCGUAUGGGAGGGCAGCUAUUGAAUGAUUGCUUAGUUCCUUAUAUUGAGAAGGAUGUGUUUGUUAAUGUAACUAAUGAAGCUAUUAUGCAGCGGUUUCAGAAGAUGAAAAGUAGAAGAGGAGUGUUAUAA
This is a messenger RNA of Salvia splendens (bonfire salvia), 1416 nucleotides long. RefSeq names its product zinc finger MYM-type protein 1-like. The record is from RefSeq and is a predicted model, not a curated record. Gene Ontology annotation, molecular function: protein dimerization activity. Lineage: Eukaryota; Viridiplantae; Streptophyta; Magnoliopsida; Lamiales; Lamiaceae. Bases 1 to 1416 code for a protein of 471 amino acids. The transcript has 2 exons.